Molecule: messenger RNA, 547 nt
Organism: Erinaceus europaeus (western European hedgehog)
Lineage: Eukaryota; Metazoa; Chordata; Mammalia; Eulipotyphla; Erinaceidae
Gene: C14H10orf143
Product: chromosome 14 C10orf143 homolog
Exons: 4
Coding region: 60-353 (97 amino acids)
Source: RefSeq, a predicted model, not a curated record
GCGUGCUCCCACAGGUCAUUGGCUCUCGGGGUCACGUGGCGGACUUGGGCUUCGGGCCGAUGGACACCCUGCUGUUGGGCCGCUGGCGACGGCGGAAGCCGGAGGAGCUGCAGCUUCCGGGGGACGCGAAGCGAGCGUGCAGGCGGCCGGACGGGGCCACCCCCCCAUGGGACUGUCCGCAGGUGACCUGGAGCCCCGAGGAGAAGCACGGCCACCCGGCCCCGAGACCGGAGAGUAACGGGGGCCUGGCUCGCUCGGGGGCCCUCGGGAGCGGCGGAGGGAGCCCGGCCCAGCCCUGCCCCCGAUGCCUGGCUGGUGAAUCUGGACACUUCAGCCACGCGGAGACCCGGUAGAAGGUGCCGUGGGGAGAGGAGCCGCCGGCGAGGGCAGUCCGGGGACUGCAGUGUCCGCCUCCCGGGGGUGCGGUCCUGACUGUUUGGCCACCUCAGGCCUCCCCCUCUCCUGCCUCACGCCCCCUCGCUCUGUGUGUGGGGAGCACUCGCCCUUUUUAAUAAAAAGACCUAUUUUUGUAUGUAAGGUGGCGUCA